Messenger RNA from Coregonus clupeaformis (lake whitefish), 2106 nucleotides. RefSeq names its product XK-related protein 7-like. The annotation marks the transcript as partial. The transcript is spliced from 3 exons. Gene Ontology annotation, biological process: engulfment of apoptotic cell; apoptotic process involved in development; phosphatidylserine exposure on apoptotic cell surface. The record is from RefSeq and is a predicted model, not a curated record. NCBI's taxonomy places the organism in Eukaryota, Metazoa, Chordata, Actinopteri, Salmoniformes, Salmonidae. Gene Ontology annotation, cellular component: plasma membrane.
CUCUACAGGUAUGUCCACGCCCUCUACCUGGGCGCCCAGAGCCGUUGGCACGGCAACCGUGAGCGUGGUCACUUCCACUGGAGGUUGAUGUUUGAGUGUGCUGACAUAAACAUGCUGAGGCUGCUGGAGGCCUUCCUGAAGAGCGCUCCUCAACUGGUGCUUCAACUCAGCAUCAUGAUACAUGCCAAACAGGUUCUGCCACUGCAGGGUCUCUCUGCCUCAGCCUCCCUGGUCUCUCUGGCCUGGAUGAUAGCAUCCUACCAGAAGACUCUGAGGGACUCCAGAGAUGACAAGCUCCCGAUGUCCUACAAGGCUGUGAUUGUCCAGAUGCUGUGGCACUUCUUCACCAUCGGGGCCAGGACCAUCGCCUUCGCCCUGUUCGCCUCUGUGUUCCAGCUGUACUUCGGUAUCUUCAUCGUGAGCCACUGGUGCAUCAUGACGUUCUGGAUCAUCCAGGGGGAGACAGACUUCUGCAUGUCCAAGUGGGAGGAGAUCAUCUACAACAUGGUGGUGGGUAUCAUCUACAUCUUCUGCUGGUUCAACGUCAAGGAGGGCCGCACCCGCUUCAGGAUGUGGCUCUAUUAUUCAGUGACUCUGGUGGAGAACGUGUCUCUCACCGCGGCGUGGUACCUUUACCGCGGGCCGCACACCUCAGACUUUUACGCCCUCAUCGUGGUGUGUGUGGUGGUCUGUAGCUAUGCUCUGGGGACCUUCUUCAUGCUGGUGUAUUAUUGCCUGCUUCACCCAGACGGGCCGGUGUUCGGAGCUCAGUGGAGGGGGUGUGUGGAGGAGGGGGGGGUGAUGGUGGAGUCCUGUGUGACCCCAGCCAAGGCCUUCCCACUCCCGCCUCCAGACGUGGUCAUCAGCCCCCCCAGGACCCUAACUAGGACUGCAGGUGCGGACCGGGGCGAGGUGGUACCAGGUGAUCUAGCUGUGUUCCAGGUUAGAUCCAACACCUCUCCGGCCCUGGCCCCUCGGACCCUCAGGACAGAGGGGCCAGUGAUCCGUAUAGACCUGCCCAGAAAGAGGUACCCCGCCUGGGAUGCUCACUUCAUUGACAGGCGGCUGCGGAAGACCAUCCUUGUCCUGGAGAACACCUCCCCGGUCACACCCAGGAUCCAGUACCGCAGUCUGAGCAACCCCAAGGAGGUCAUGGAGUAUGAGACUUCCGUGUAAUGUAAUGUAAUCUAGCUACACUACCUCCACCACACCAGCAGGGGGCUCCACCAGCCAGGUGAAGCGAGAGAACGAACCAUGGUGCUCAACUCUUAUCCUCUUGUGGAAGUAAAUGAAAUGGUGCUUGGAGCCAUCAGUGCACACUAUAAGUGCACCCUACUCCCUCUGUGGGAAGGGGAGAGGACGGGAGUUGAGGGGAGUCGAGAGAAGGAGGUUGAGGAGGCGGUGCUAUUGGAGGACUGUGUAUAGGUGUAAAACAGGUGUCAGGGGUUACAGGUCAGGUGUCAGGGGUUACAGGUCAGGUGUCAGGGGUUACAGGUCAGUAAGUGUACCUGUUUAUGACCAGUGUGGAGCAUUUCCGCUCAGCUGUUGCCGGGCAACACUUUCUGUGUGUACUAUUGGAGCCAAUCGGCUGUAGCCUAGAUCGAGGGUUAGAGGUGAAAGGUCAUCUAAGGUCAUACCAGGUCGUGACCUUAUGGAGAACUGCAGGAGGAGACACUGAAACAAAACAGGACAUGGGACAUGGGUCUCUCAGCACUGAAACAUCACUGAUGAAACAACAAUCAUGUCAAUGAUGAUCCCGAUAAAUGACUGUUGUGGUGCUCAUGAUCAUACAGAUGAAGAUGAUGAUGAUGGUGAUGGUGAUGAUUGUGUAGCCUUGUCCCAGAUAUAUUUGUGCUGUCUUGUCAACUCCUAUGGUCAUUUUCUUGACAAUGACCAUAGGAGUUGACAAUACAUUAUGUUGUUGACAAUGAUGCUCAUGUAGAAAUAACUGGGAAGUAAUGAAAACAGUAACAGUGGUGUGUUGAUGACCUGCUUCUGUGAAUGGAGGUUCGGUUUAGCAAAUUCAAUCAUCCAUUACCUUUAUACCCAUAUUUAUUAUUUUGUUAUUAUUUAUUUUCUUGUUUCUUGUUAUAUUUUUAUAUUGUU